CGGACUUUUAUCUAACGUUACGCCAUUUUUCGUGUUGUUGUGUCUGACUUCACAUUGGUGUAUGCAUUGUAAUGACCUUCUCUAAGUAACUUUUUUUAAUCUUACGACGGAUAAGGUAAAAUGUGUGCAAAUAUGAUCGGAUCGCUCUUUGGUAAAUUUAAGGCAAGGCAGUGGUGUGGUCUUCUGCAGGUGUCCAACAAGCUUUCCUGUAUAGGGCACCAGACCACUCACUGUUCCCCACUGUUUACAAAGGCAUUAAAUGGACAGCUAUGCCCAAAACCCAUUGUAGGUGCUGUUUUAGGAGCUCGGUCAUUCCACUGGUCUGCACAAAGACUAAAGAAACGGCCACAGGAAGAAACGCAACCAAAAGAACUUGACCUGCUUCGCUAUGACAUGAGAGACCUGAAGAAAGCUCCCAGGCCAGCGCUCUAUCUUGGACUAUCUGGACUCAUACCUUUUGUAUCUGCUCCUUUGCUUAUGGCUGUUUCAGAAGUCUAUCUUCCUGAAGUUGCAUUUGCUCAAGUCGCAUACGGAGCCUCCAUUGUUUCCUUUCUCGGAGGAGUACGCUGGGGCUUUGCCUUGCCUGCUGGAAGUCCAGCAAAACCUGACUGGCUUAAUUUAGCAAACAGCGUGGUUCCCGCUCUUAUUGCUUGGGUAUCACUCCUUUUUAGCCAUGAUAUUACACAGUCUGCUAUACUUGUGAUGAUGGGCCUCGGGAUAGCAUUGCAUUAUGACCUGUCUCUCCUGCCCACAUACCCCAGCUGGUUUAAAGCACUGAGGACAAUCCUCACAGUUGUAGCCUUUUUCUCAUUGAUGGGUACUAUUGUUAUUAAGCAAUUUUAUCCAGAGAAAAAGUAUUAUACAAAUAAUUGAUUGAUACAAAUUUGUAAUCUUUUUAUGUGGAUAAACGGUUUAAGAAGGGUAAAACUAGUAUCAAUGACAGAAUGUUAUGUACAGUUUAAAUAUAUAAAUAUUAAAUUGUUCUAAUUCUUA
Messenger RNA from Paramisgurnus dabryanus, 993 nucleotides. RefSeq names its product transmembrane protein 69 (gene tmem69). NCBI's taxonomy places the organism in Eukaryota, Metazoa, Chordata, Actinopteri, Cypriniformes, Cobitidae. The record is from RefSeq and is a predicted model, not a curated record.